Haplochromis burtoni (Burton's mouthbrooder) is the source of this 4696-nucleotide messenger RNA. It is a transcript of the gene s100s, whose product is annotated as S100 calcium binding protein S. Lineage: Eukaryota; Metazoa; Chordata; Actinopteri; Cichliformes; Cichlidae. The record is from RefSeq and is a predicted model, not a curated record. The coding region runs from base 1457 to 1798 and encodes 113 amino acids. Gene Ontology annotation, molecular function: calcium ion binding. The transcript has 3 exons.
GAGGUACAGGUGAUAUUUAAGCCACUGGCAAACUCUCUCCCCAUCCAUCUCCGCCUUGGCUCUGUCCCCUGCACCUCUUCAAAGACAAAGGAGGCCCUCCAUCAGUACUCAGGUAAGACGGAUAGCUUGGAUUUUGGACUUUCUCCUCUGUAUCCGAUGAAAGAUUCUUUGUAAAGUGUUUUAGCAGCUGCACAGCCGAAGUAAAUACUCAAAUGCCGUUAGUGCAGAACGGAUAGUGGGCACUCAGCAGCAGACUUGGAAAACAAACUGCGUGAGUCAGUUGGUGAUUUUUUUUUUUGUCUGGACAAAGCACUGCUGGCUUUCCACUGAUGUGCAAGCUUUGAGAGGAGCAUGACAGGAAAUUUGCACAUCAGUGAAAUAUGGAAACAAGCGAAGCCAGUAGGGAUUUGUGGCAGAGCAGCAGAGCACUGGUAGGAAAGAUAAUAUACUGAACAUACUGGACAUACCAAAUCUUUUAGUCUCAGCAUGUCUUGUUCCAUUAAGCUGAUUAUCUUCUUUUUUUUAAACUCAAGAUAUUUAAUGCCAUGCAUCACUCGAUACGGAUAUUGCUUCAUCGUUAAGAUAACUUCAUACAUAUGCAUUAUUACUAUACUCACUCCUGUGUCACUGAUAGCAUUUCCAUCUCCAUGGCUUCCUUUUGUAUUGUGCCAGUCAGUGAGACAGUGACCCCUAUAGAUUUUCCAGUGAGCCAGCUUUGGUGUCCACUGGCCUCGUCUUUUGUCUGUGCUGCCUGCAGCUCUGACCUCUCUGGUACAAUGCUCUGCAGCAUGACGAGAGGCAAUAACUGGUGACUGACAUUAACAUCCCUGUCUCCUUAUGUCAGAGAUGAUAAUUAAUAAAUCAUGCACAGGGGAGCAUGGCAGACUGAUUGUGCCCUUUGGUGUUACGUGUGGUAAGGAUUAGCAUCAGCACAGCUCUGCACACUGUUUUCCAGUUAAUAGGUCCCUGAACUUUAAACUUUGGGCCAAAAGCUGAAUGCAUCUUGGCAAGAGUGGAAUUGAAGUCCCUCAUCUGUAUGCACUAGUUAGUGUAUAUGCUGGCAACUCAGGUUACUUGCCCCCUUAGUUUCUAAAUGUCGUUACCAGGCAAGUGUUAUGUUUCACUUGUGGUUUCCAUUUGAAUGAUAAGACUUGUUACAGGAUCAGCAAAUAGAGAGAUGUGGUUUACAUCGAAACCAUUCAUUGCUGAUGCCGUGGAGUUAAUUGGUACAUGCAUUACCAAUUCAGCUUACAACACCGAUAACCCAAGGAUCAAAGAACAAUGAAGCGUGUGCUUUUUUUUUUGUUGUUGUUGUUGUUGUUGUUUUUGGGGUUUGUGUUUUUGGAAAACCCUUCACACUCAUGCUUCAUUGACAGUGACUUAUCUGUGUCUGUGUGUGCACAGUCUCUCCACGAGUCCAGCACAAGAAGCUCCACGAUGCCGGACACAAUGUGUCAUGUCCAAGGAGCCCAGUUCCAACCUGGAGAGUGCCAUGCAGAUGCUCAUAAAGACCUUCCACAAGUAUUCGGGGAAGGAAGGCGACAAGUACACUCUGAGCCGGGGCGAACUGAAGGAGCUGCUACUAGAGGAGCUGGGGAGUUAUUUAGGGAGCUCCAAAGAUAAUGAAGCAGUUGAGAAGGUGAUGAACGACUUGGACGCCAACAACGACGGGGAGGUGGACUUCACCGAGUUCAUCAUUCUGAUGGGCGCCCUCACAGUCGCCUGCAACGACUUCUUCCUGGAGUUCAAAACAGACGACAAACCCAAAGACGGCGAGUCAGCGCAGAAGAAAGAUUGAAACACUGCAAAAGAAGGAGGGGGGGUGGGGGGGCGAGAAAAGUGAGAUGGAGAGGGCGUAAAAGAACUGUAAAUCAGCAGAGGAGAUAGAGGACAGAAGUGCAAUGGCUUCUCUUUUUUUUAAUCUUAUGCAAUAUGUAAACACUACAGCUACACACGAGGGAAGAGGUCCAGCGCUUUAGUUUAUGGUUUCACAGAACACGGAGCAUUCAGGAGGAGUAGUGUUUUUCCUUCUGCAACUGUUUCUCAUACCACAGCUUAUCCGGAGCUAGUUGCACUGUUCUCAGAGCAGUGGCUAGUUUUAUAUACACGACAGGGUUAAUUUCAGCUUCUUCUAGCUCAGAUUCAGCAGUCACUUAGGUUUAGUAAGGCACGGGAAAGACAGGAAGUUUGGGGAUGUUUGAGAAUGUCUUGCACGUGAAUAACUUGACAACAUAUAUUUAGUCACAGAAUAAGUUACAGAUUAUACCAGAUUGUACUCAGUCUUGAAAAUAUUUAUGAUUUGUCCCCUCUCUUUUGCUUUUGUAAUCUUUUCAAAAUAUUAAACGUGGCAUUUAACCAAAUAUUAAGCGUGGUGUUUGCAGUGUCACGUACUUGAAAAUAUAAGCGGACUCUUACAAUGCAGAAGUACAAAUCUAUAAUUUGUCACACACGUGUGGCAGCUGGAAGUCGAGUUGAAUAUCAGCAAACUGUGAGGCUGUGGUUGAGUGUAAGCACUGACAUUUUGUGAGUACUGCUUGUCUGUGUGUGUGUGUGUGUGUUUAUGCAUGUCUGUGUGUAUCUGUAUAUUGGGGAUUCCCACAGAGUAAACUGCUCUGGCUCACACAUCCUGCCAACAAUAUCCUGCAAGUCUUGUUCCACUAGAUAUAAGCUGACCCAGAUGUUUGACUUGGAAGUGCAAAGAAAACUUCUUCAAAAGAGGAAGACAGAGGGAGGAGAGAAAGAAAAAGAGCGAGUGUGAGGCAAAAUAAUGAGUGCUUUUGUGCAUAUGCCUGUGUGUGUGUGUAAAUGAAAAGAGGGACAGCAAAGCCAGAGAAUGGAUCCAAUUUAUGAAAUACAUCAGUCAAGUAUGUAAGUUGGAAAGUGGUGGUAUAAUCACAGAGGAAUGCUCAAGCUGCUGUGACUGUGAGCACACUAACUGUCCCUCUCACACGCACGCACACAUAGAUCAGUAAAUCAACACGUCCUCUUCCACCUCAUUGGCUUUUGUAGCUGCUCGUCACUUUUAAAAUAUGGCUGGAGAGGGAACACAAAGCAGAUGAAUUACAUUAGAUCCUCUCCUUUCAAACCACUGAGGGAUUUCACUUGGAGGUGUAAUUGUGCUUGGACACUGAUGAGCUUAACUACCUGCUCUUCUUACCUUCAGCAAUAUUAAGAAACUGAUUCCAGGUCAGCAGUGCGUCAGCGGGCGUGGCGUAAGCGAUCCGCUUUCAUUCCUCUGCCCUCUGUGUUUUCCAGAGGUGUCCUCUGGUUGGUCGGUUUGAAUAUUUGAGCUCGAGGUGCGCAGCCCGCAGACAGGUAAUGAUUUCAAAACAACGCGUGUAAAUGUUAACCCUGUUUUGGCCCGAGGCAAAGCAAACGACCUUUUAUGGCUGUUAACGGUCUUGUUUACUGCAUUUCUUGUUUCAUUCCAGAGCAAUGAUUAGUUUCAACGACUUGCCGUGAGGAAAGUAAAUAAGAGAAAAGUACAACACACACACGGAUCUAGCAGUCAAGGGGGAAAAAAGGAAAAAAAAAUAUACAGAUCAUAACAGUGGACCUAAUUCUGCAGAAUAAAAUUUGUAAUUCUAGUAAUAUUUUCCCUCUAUGCUGCACAUUUCAAGGCUUGGCUUCCCAGCUGUCUAACUGUCUUAGACUAGAAACUGUUUUUAGUGAAGAUCUUCACUGAAUUCUUCCUUUUUUGCUUUGAGCAAUUGGGUUAUUCAGUGUCAGGGAAACUGCCUGUAAAUGUUUAUAGUCACUUCAAAUAAAAAAACUCUAAAACUCCUUCAGCUAGGAAGGGUAGAAAGAUAAAGAUGUUGAGGGUGAGAGCAACAAGAUGCAGGAAAGCCACAAUUCACAUGUGAAAAACAGGAAUUUAGUUUGAUUUGUUUGUCACCUGAAUCUAGUGAAGCAAACUGGUUUGUCAGCUCUGCUUGCCUUUCUGUACAAGUCUGAGAUACCAAGUCAAGUCAAUCUGCAACACACAUGGAGGGCACACGCCAUAUAUUUUACUUGGGUAAAAGUGCCAAAGGUUUAGCUGCUUUGGUGUUAAUAAAAUUAACACCAAGUGUGCUGGAGUGGCAACAACGACACAACCUUCAAAACAGGCCGCUGACAUUUUUUUCCAUGCUCGUCUUUUCCGACUGUUUUUCACUUUUUUGCAUUUGACUAGGGUCAGAGUCAUGAAGUGAAAAUCCAAGUCCCCCAACAUGGAACAUCAAUAAGUGCUAUUUCCAGAAGGUUUGCUGCAUCUCCCAUCAAAGUCUCAAGAGGAAGAAGGAGAUUCCAGGAGAUAGGCAGUUACACUAGGAGAGCUGGACAGGGUUGUAGAAGGUCUUUAAUCCAUCACCAAGACCGGUAUCUGGUCCUUUCUGCAAAGAAGAACAGGAUGAGCUACAAAAUGACUUCCAACAGGCCACUGGUGUGAAUGUCUCUGAUCAAACACUCAGAAACAGACUUUGCCUCAGGCCCGAUGUCCACUAGUGGAGCUGAUCGGAAUUUGCCAUUGAAUACCAGAAUUGGUGCUUCAACCACUGGCACCCUGUACUUUUCACUGGUGAGAGCAGGUUCGCUAUGAGCACAUGUGACAGACAGGAAAGGGUCUGCCUGUAAGAUUGUGCAGCAUGACCAGUUUGGUGGUGGGUCAGUGAUGGUCUGGGGAGGCAUAUUCAUGGAAAGACACACAGACCUGCCAUAG